AGCUCUGCAAAAAAAACUAUUUUCCACAAUUGCGGUUGAACCACACAACCAUUAAAUUUGCUCUGGGAGGAAAAUGCCGUUUUUGCGUGUUUCAAUUCAAAUCUCUUAAUUUUAUUUGAAUUUUAGACGCUCUCUCAGACUACGCCGGCUCACGGCUGACUAGUUAAGUUGUUGUUUAAUAACAUGUUCAUAUGUUUUUAGAUCUUAAGGUAACUGUUUUGUUUUUAUAAAUGAAAAUGUCUCGAGGUACGCUCUAUUUUAUUACAAGCAACAAAGACAAGCUUGCUGAAGUGAUUGCCUUAUUGGGCCAUGAUUUUCCAUACAAGUUAGAAUCUAAAAAGGUUGAUCUCAAUGAGUAUCAAGGAGACGAAGACUUUAUUGUGAAGAAAAAAUGUCUUGAGGCAGCUAAACUCGUUAAUGGUCCUGUUAUGGUGGAGGACACUAGUUUGGGCUUCGAUGCAUUCGGUGGCCUGCCUGGUCCUUAUGUCAAGUAUUUUCUUGACUCAAUUGGCCCUGAAGGAUUGCACAAAAUGCUGAUGGGAUGGGAAAAUAAAAAUGCUUCGGCUGCUUGUCGGAUUGGAUUCUGUGAAUCACCUUCAUCUGUUCCAAUUAUUUUCAAAGGAAUCGUUAAAGGAUCAAUUGUAGAACCUAGAGGAUCAACUGGAUUUGGAUUUGAUUACUGCUUCCAACCAGAAGGUCUAUCUUUAACAUUUUCUCAAAUGGAAAUGGAAUCAAAAAAUAAAUUAUCCCAUCGGUAUUUAGCAGUUCAAGCUAUGAAAGUAUUUUUCCAAAAGGAAAAAGAUCAAUAGUUACUCAAAAUUCUGAACCUCUCAAAGUAUCAUUAAACAUAAAUCAAACACAAGAAUUUUUCAAAUAUCAAUGUUGGUAACUUUAUUGAUAACUGAAAUUCAAAUCCAGAGUCAGCUAUUCAAUCAAUCAAAAAGAAAAGCGGUAAAAAAUCCAUUUCUUCAUUUGAUUCCAUCUUGUUAAACUUUACAUGUGUGUUGUUAUAUACAGAUUGGACAUUACAUCUUGAUUAACGGAUAUAUUCAUGUUUUUUGAA
Molecule: messenger RNA, 1063 nt
Organism: Tetranychus urticae (two-spotted spider mite)
Lineage: Eukaryota; Metazoa; Arthropoda; Arachnida; Trombidiformes; Tetranychidae
Product: inosine triphosphate pyrophosphatase
Biological process (GO): nucleoside triphosphate catabolic process
Cellular component (GO): cytoplasm
Molecular function (GO): nucleoside triphosphate diphosphatase activity
Source: RefSeq, a predicted model, not a curated record